UUAAUAGUGUGAAGGGUGUGCGGGUGUGUGUGUGUGUGUGUUCUGUGUGGGACACGUUUGUACGAACACCAGCUCUCUUCAGCACACCCAAGUACAGUGCGGCUCACCUCUCAGGCUGCAAUGCAUACAGCAGCCAAACUAAUGCUGCUCUGCCUGACCUGGGGAGCUCUGCCCCAGGCCCGCUGUUGGCUAAACUGGUUCGGGAGCAAGUCAACCCCGACGGUGCCCACGGUCACAACACGGAGGGUCACCCCGACUUCAGAGGGCCACACCCCACCGGGAAGUUCAACCCCAGUCCAGAGUGGAGCGGUCGUCACAGCAACGGCUCGGAUUACUGCAGGAGGAGGUGCGGCAACCGGCUCUGGGCAGUGGGUGGACAAGAUGAAGGAAAAGGGGGCAACCACCUUGCCCAACAGUGCCCAGGCAGCACCAGGUGGGGGCGACCUCACCAUGGCGACACUCAAUGCCCGGGACUUGCUGCAGACCCAGGACGGCCCGUUGAAUUCCACAUCCCGACUAGAUACACAGCCAGCGGCGUCCGUUGCAGGGCAGACGGCGGGAGAAGAUUCUGGAAUGGCGACCCCGUCUCCGGCCCUCACCAGCAUGACACAGGGGCCUACUGCGACCGGCGGUGGUGCCUGGAUACAGCGUUCGGUGAUGACGGUUGAGCCCACGGGCCGGGCCUUGACGACAGAGGAGGCAUCGUCACCUUUCUCUCCCUCUUCCUCCUCCUCCCCACUAUCGCCCUCGCCAACUCCUCCCUCCCUGUCACCCAACGCCUCCUCAACCUCCACCACCUCACCCCUGGCACUAGCGGCCCCUCACCACCGCCGGGAGUCGGUCAGCGUCCCCACGGCCGGCCCCUCCCUGAAGCCUCCCUGCGGACCCCACUGUCCAGAUAAGGACCAUUCUGUGUCUCUGCUACAGUUGCUGGGAGAUCCCGCUCCUGAGCAGGUCACUGUGGAGUACGGACCCGACCAAAACCCAGUGUACAAGUUUGGCCCCAACGUCAACACCGGGCAGCUGGCCCGAGCCUACUUCAGAAGCCCCUUCUUCCGUGACUUUGCGUUGCUCUUCACCAUCAAACCAACAUCACCCAAGAGUGGUGUGCUCUUUGCGAUCACCGAUGCCAGUCAAACUGUCAUCUACAUUGGAGUUAAGCUGUCGGAGGUCCAGGGUGCGUCACAGGACAUCAUUUUCUAUUACACAGAGCCUGGCUUCCAGCAGUCCAACGAGGCUGCACGGUUCAGGGUGAGCAGUUUAACCAACAGAUGGGUCAAGAUCGCCAUUGCUGUGGUAGGCGAGGCAAUUAGCCUGUACCUGGACUGCGAGCUGCAUGGCACCGAGUACUUUGAAAGGUCUCCGGACGAGAUGGAGAUUGAUCCGUCCUCUGGAGUCUUUGUCGCUUUGGCGGGUGGCGCGGAUCCUGAUAACUUCCUGGGUUUCAUCGCGGAUCUGAAGGUAAAGAAGGAUCCCUGGGAGGCGCGGCUUUACUGUGACGAAGAUGAUGAUGGUGAGGCUUCGGGAGAUUAUGGGAGUGGAUAUGGAAGAGGAACUCAAGCGGUCACACCUCCUUCACAUCGUCUCCCAGAUCGCUCACCGGUGCAGCCCCCUCCCAUCACUAUCGAUCGGCUGCACACCAGCCUGGAGAGCACACCCCUCAGACCAGGAGGGAGGGUUCACAGUGGCCCAAAAGGAGACAGCAGCAGCACUGUUUUUGGGGCAGCCGCCAAAGGAGAGAAGGGUGACAAAGGGGAUCCAGGCGAAAAGGGCACAGCCGGAUUCGGUUACCGUGGUCCGAAAGGGGAGAAAGGAUCGCCGGGCAUCCAGGGGCCCCCAGGUCCUCCGGGAUCUGCCGCUCCCACGGGGCAGGAACGUGGUGACGGCGUGGCAGUGGAGCGAGUGGUCGGCGUCGAGGGACCGCCGGGACCUCCCGGACCCCCCGGGAGAGAUGGUGAGCCGGGUGAUCCCGGCGAAGACGGCAAGAGGGGCGAGGUCGGUCCUCAAGGAUUCCCAGGGACCCCUGGCGAUCGUGGAGCUAAAGGCGAUAAGGGUGACUCAGGGAUUGGACCCCCAGGACCGAGAGGACCCCCUGGACUGCCUGGCCCACCUUGUACACCAGGCCCACCGGCUGCAAUCACCAGGAUGGACAAACUGACCUUUCUCGAUAUGGAAGGUUCCGGAUUCGAUGGCAACCUGGAAAUGUUUCGGGGAAUGCCUGGACCUCCUGGGCCACCUGGACUUCCUGGUCUCCCCGGCCGGCCAGGAAUCUUUGGUGUGAACGGCACUGCCACCCCCGGACCACCGGGUCCGCCUGGGACCCCGGGAGCAGAUGGGAGGCCUGGUCCCUCUGGGCCGAUGGGACCUCCGGGGCUACCUGGACAAGAUGGCCGACCGGGACUGCCUGGGGAGAAGGGACUGCAGGGCGAACCUGGUGACCUAGGACUCCCAGGAGCUCAGGGGCCUAAGGGAUCACCGGGGCAAGCCGGGAGUCCUGGUCAGCCUGGCCUAGCCGGGUUGCCAGGGCCAAUAGGACCCCGAGGACCUCCUGGUCCUCCUGGACCAUCGGCAACAGUUCUCCGCGCUGGCUUUGAGGACGCAGAGGGAUCCGCACUUCCCAUCGUGACGGGGUUGCCGGGGGAACGGGGGCCGGAGGGCACUCAGGGGAUCCCGGGGGAGCCUGGUCUUCCUGGAGUGCCUGGUUUGAAGGGUGAGCCAGGAAUACCUGGAGAGCCGGGAUUGCAGGGACCUCAAGGAUAUCCCGGAGAAAUCGGGUUAACAGGACCACCUGGCCCUCAGGGUCCAAAGGGAGCCCAGGGAGAUCCAGGGAUGAAGGGCGAGCCGGGCAGAGAUGGUGUCGGAUUGCCAGGUCCUCCUGGUCCCCCUGGAAUCGCCUACAGUGGUGGCAGUGCAGCUGACGGUGUUACAUUUGUGCCUGGUCCACAGGGUCCAAGGGGCAUUCCUGGCCAAGCUGGAUUGCCAGGUCCCAGUGGACCGAAAGGUGAACGAGGAUCCCCGGGUAUCGCAGGACCAGCAGGGCCGAAGGGUGAUAGGGGAGAGCCUGGUUUCAUCAUUAGCCCCGAUGGAACCCCGUUGAAUAGUCUGCUUGCUAGCAGCGUUGGAGGAAAGGGCGAUCCUGGCAUUCCAGGAGCUAUUGGCCCACAGGGCUUGCCGGGAUACCCAGGUCAAAAAGGUGAAAUCGGGCUACCAGGAAGACCGGGCCGGCCUGGUAUAAAUGGGCUGAAAGGUGAGAAGGGUGAGCCGGGAGAUUUCAGCGGUGGUUUUGGAUACCGGAAUAUUCCAGGGCCACCCGGUCCACCAGGACCUCCCGGACCACCUGGUAUACCAGCAUCUGCCUUUAGUGAUCACGUGUUCAGGGGAGCAGCUGAAGGAUUCCCUGGAAUACUUGGACCAACAGGUCCUAAAGGAGACCGUGGUAGCCCAGGGUAUGCAGGCCCCCCAGGAGAGAAAGGGGAUAUCGGCGACCCCGGGCCUCCUGGCCCACCAGGACACAUCCCAUAUGACGCAUUUGACUUCACCUCAUCUCUCAGAGGUGCGAAAGGAGAUAAGGGUGAAGUGGGGCAGAAAGGAGAGAAGGGCGCACCGGGAGAUGGCUAUGGUUCCAGUGUAGUGGGGCCCCAGGGUCACCCUGGGCCUCCAGGACGACCAGGUCUUCAGGGACCAAAAGGAGACAGUAUUGUUGGACCCAGAGGAUUACCAGGCAACACGGGACCCCCUGGUUAUGGAUAUCCAGGUGUCCCUGGACCCCCUGGACUCCCAGGGCCUCCUGGCCCCCCUGGAGUACCUGCUUCAGGACAUCACAGAACAAGCAUCGUAGGACCACCAGGUCCCCCUGGCCCUCCUGGCUCUGCUUCAGCUUCAGGGGUUACAGUGCUGCAGACCUAUCAGACAAUGCUGAGUAUUUCUCGCAGCCUGCAUGAGGGAACAUUAGCUUAUGUCAUGGAACGUGGAGACCUGUAUAUCCGAGUCCGGGAUGGCUGGCGGCAGGUUUAUCUGGGAGAAUACAUUCCAUAUCAUGGUGCUGGAGUAAAUGGAAACAACGUGGAAGCGGUGGGAUCUCCGCCCGUGGUGCAGUACUCGACAGAUGGCCAAUCCACGCCGAACGUGGAAGCAGCAGCGGUGGCGUCUCCAGAGAGCCCGCGGGGCCCCGACCACCAGCGGCCAGCCCGCCGCCGUCCAGAGGCACCGCAGACCGGCCACCAGCAACGCCAGCCCGUACCAAGAUGGCUGACGACUGCCGCCCCGCCCCGCUCGGUGGCUCCUCCUCAUCCUCCUCCACGGCACGGCCACCACGGCAUCUCCCGCCGACCCCACGUGCCCAUCUCUGGCCAUGCCGAGAGCCUCCACGGAGUCCCAAUGCUUCACCUCAUGGCUCUCAACACCCCACUGACCGGCAACAUGCAGGGCAUCCGAGGGGUCGACUUCCAAUGUUUCCAGCAGGCCCGGGGGGUGGGCCUGAUGGGAACAUUCAGAGGCUUCCUCUCGUCCAAGCUCCAGGACCUGUACAGUGUGGUGCGGCGAGCUGACAGGCACUCGGUGCCCAUCGUAAACAGUAAGGGACAGGUGCUGUUUGAUAGUUGGAGUUCGCUGUUCUCUGGAUCCCAGGCUCGCAUCAAAUCCAACACCCCGAUCUAUUCCUUCGACGGGAGAGAUGUGCUCCAAGACCAUGCCUGGCCUGAGAAACUCAUCUGGCACGGGUCAGACUCCAGAGGCCGCCGUCUCUCGCAGAGUUACUGUGAGGCCUGGAGGGAGUCCCAGGACGACAAGGUGGGCAUGGCCUCCUCCCUGCUGAGCGGCUAUCUUCUGGAGCAGAGGCCUAGCCCCUGUUCCAACUCCUUCAUCAUCUUGUGCAUUGAGAACAGCUACCUGCCUCACACCCGAAAGUAAACUAGUCCCUCUCGCCACCGCUGGAGAACACUGGUCACCCUCAAUGCCCAGGCGAUGACGGUUUUUUUUUAUUAUUUGUUAAAUGUACAGUUGUAAUUUUUCGAAACGAUUUGAGAAGAGUAAAAUGGAAGAGAAGGAAAGGCCAAAGAGAUCAGUUUUGAGUAAAUGAUUGCGAUGAUGUCGCUCACGAUGAUGACCCAGUGUACACUGGGAAGGGCCUGGAGGCACCUCAGCUAAUGCAGAUCUCCACCGUGUACAUGUAACGUUUAAUAUUUGUAUAUGAAAAAUCUGUGCGUGCAAAUGUUUUGUUUUAUUUGCUUACUUCCGAAAGUUAAUCUUUGCUUCCCCGGAUUCCCCUGUAGUUUGCUCUUUCCUUUCCUGUUGUUAUCAUUCAAAACGUGUUUCUUUUUUUCCCUCCCAAAAAUUGCAAGCAUAUAUCCACCGGUACUCAUUUCCGUGUAAAGAAAUUGGUUGAAAUUCGCAAUUACAUAGGGUCGUGCGCCCCCCCCGCCCCCCACCUUUUGCCUCUCGACCGUACGCACAAGAGACGAGAGCGAGCCUCACUCUUCGUUGUCCGUUCACCCUGAGGCUGCCCCAUUACCGGGAGACGCGCACAACUGUGCAGUCUUCCACUGGAGUUUGAUCUGCCGAAGGCAGUGGGAGGCGAAAGUCCGUUAACGAUGGCGUUCCUCUGGCUCUUGGGCCACAAAUUGCCUGGCCUCUUCUACCUCCCCCUUCCCCCGCUUUCAAAAUGCGCGCGGGGUUUUGGUAACAGCUUCAUCAUUUUGGCGUGGCUUUUGUCUGUUCUCGCACGGCCCUGAGAACGGGAUGGACUCGACCCUUUUAAUCCGCCCACCUCCUCGUCUGGCAUCGGAAUGAAUGGUGGUUGGGGAUUGGGGCGGUGCAGUUACAGGCCCCUGGGGUGAGCGGGGGAUGGAAUCGAGAAGGGAGUUCGACAACCAGCGAAGGAGGGGGUAGCAAUGACCACUGAGGGACAGAAGUGGCAGUUCAAUAAGGCCAGCUGAUGCCCAUUCAGAAGAGCAUGCAGCCAUUACAGUGGAAUCUGUCCAUCAAAAAAGAGAGAGGAAAUUACUCUUUAUGGAAUACAGUGGGGGUCCAGAAGGCUACAUCUAAAGUCUUACAUCUUAUGGGCUGAAAUAUAGGUUUAUGUUAGGAGUCACCACGACAGAGAGAUCAUCCUAUUACAAUCUUGGGUUCAUCCCAUUGUAACGCAAUAAUAAAGCUCUUUUUAAGAAACCUCCACACCUACAAAAUGCCAGCCGGGCGCAGUGGCAGAUGAAGUGAUGUUCCCAAUAGGACUCGGUGCUUAGACUUUAACAGAUGAAUGUCACAAUUUGCACCUGGCUCCACCCGGGACUAAUUCUUGGAGCCUCGCCUCUGUUCAACGGGAUUUACUGCAGCAGGCACAAGGGAAUAUCAAAUUCCUGACAGGCUUGAGAGGCGGCGAAUUGAUAGAAACUUAGCACACUGGCGGGAGACCUCGCGUCCAUUAUCCCCCUUCUUAUUUCUGGCCCAAUGCGUUUUUGCUGACCCACCCCCGUGUAAAAAUAUUUCUCUGUAUCCCCAGUCUAGAGCCCUGCCAAUCAAUUUGAAUCGAUGAACAUUUCGUAGGUGGAGUAUGUGUGAAGAAAUGUCCCUGAUUAUACUUUCAUCCUCCUUGGUACCAAAGACGCUUUCCAUUCGUAAAUGCCUAGUUCCCUUCAGUUUUAUUUUUCCACGCGUGUUUCUAAUAUAUGGGCAGCUGAUAUUUGAAAACUUAAAAGUGCGUCACCCAUGUUCGAAAUAACUUGCCGAUGAAGUUUUGCCAAAAUAAAAAGCAUAUGCCGUGUUAAUUGACCAGCACUGCGCAACGACAGCGGAAUAUUCCGGAAGUUUGACACUGCCUGUAGCCUCGAACUGCGUUAAAGAGGUUCCCAGUGCAGUCAAUGCACAAACUGGUCAGAUUCCACAAGUCGGCUGCCACAACUCCUAAAAACCAGGGUGAAGCGAAGAGACGGUGAUGUGACCGUCACAUAGACAUUGUUACUCUACUAGUAAUCAGAAGGAGUUCAGAUCCCGCUCUUUGAGAACUCGAACCCCAGUUUUGAAAGGAAAAUUAGGAAUCUCAAAGUCAAAAUGCUGGUCUCAGCAAAAAUGUUGUUUACUGAAAGGAAUCCACCAUUCUCCCCAGGUCUGGCCUACAUACGGCACUGAUCACGUCACAGGUAGAGUCUUACAAAGCCAGACACUGCAGAUGCCGGAAAUAUGAAAGCAAAACAGAUGCUGCCAGACCUGCUGAAUAUUUCUGCAGAGAGAGAGAGAGUAAAAUGGAAUUCACGUAUUGAAUUCAGUAUGACUCCUCUCCGGAAUGGAUCUCUGUUCUUCUCUCUUUACAGGUGCUGAGUUUCUCCAACACUGUUCCUUUAUUUCAGAUUUUCAGCAUCUGCAGGACUCUGGGCUUAUUCCAAUGUUUUGUCAGAACUGGUUGAUUCUUAGCCGCUUCCCGCUGAACUUAAAACUCUGUAUGUGUGUGUGAAGUGGUGCUAAGAGGCUGCGCAGGUUCUGUCAAACAUAUUGCUUUUGUUUUCGACAGAAGGGCGUGUGUUAGCAAGAGAAACUUACUCCAUUUGGGGAAACAAGGAGGUGUUUUUUUAUUCUUUUUUACCUCUGUCUCUCCACCCACCCCCCAUCUCCACCACAGUCCUGGUCUAAUUACUUCAGUGGUUGGGGGAGUAAAAGGUUAGUUCAGGUGGCUGGAUGGCUGGUUUGCAACGCAGGGUGAUGCCAACAGUGUGAGCUGAGGUUACCGUGUAGGUCCCACCCCCUCCCAUCAGGUCAAGCUCACCACCCGUUGUUUCUCUUCAAUGAGCCCCAAUGCCCUGUGGGACAACAGCAACUUGACCUUACUCUGUGCUGGGUCACUUGUGCCCAUGGAGGGUCUGAGUGACCAUCCACUGAUGCCGACGUUGGGUUGCCUCGGAAAUGCUGGUCCCAACCACAUGAGCUGUUCUACCUAAGCACCUGACUCCCGCACUCCUGCCGCUGACUAGCCUCAGCUUACAUUGUCCUGGUCACCAACCUUCCAAGGCCAACACAGGAAUGUUCCCUGUCCAGUUGCUUGGUACUUUACAACUGGCCAACAGCUCUUCCUUCCCCAUGCCUGGUCAUUUUGAAGCGAAAGCACUCUAAGAAUUCUUCUCUCAAAUAGGACGAUGUUUUCUCCGGAAUUGCUCUCAGGAAUGGGCUGGAGAUUUCGCCUUCAGCUCCUAGAGGCUCCGCGCUAACCUGCCUGUCCAAAAGAUGGUCAGGUGGGCGUAUUUGCCCAUCUUCAACUGUGACAGACUCUGGUUACGUUCCUGUUCCAACACGCACAAAGCAAGAACAGUUCGAUCUUUCAAUACUGCGUUGGUCCAAUGAGUUACAUUUUGGCACACAGGGCAAGUGAAAACACCAUCUCUUUUGGAAAUCCCAGCUGAAAGUUGACAAAUUCAGAGUUCGCCCCCCCCCUCCCCCCACCAACUUUGCAGUCGAAGCAAAUUUCUUUUCUUCCCUUAAAAAUCUGCCCCCAGCGUCCCGCUUCCAACCACUUGGCACGGAUCCUACGUAGCUCCUGGACUACAUGUUAACCAUUUACCUCGGGUCAUUAUAGGGACAUAGUUCGUAUUCCAGCUGAUGUCGCUGAAGUGAGUGCCUGCACUGAAAUGCAACAUUUAAUCUUUCAGGAGUACACACUGUUUCCUGUGUCAAAAAAAAUAUUUUUUUAACUAACCGCAAAGGUGCUAUGAUUAAAACCUGUGAACGUGUGCGAGCACAUUCUGUAGCUUUCUGUAACCUUGAUGUUCAGUAAACACCUCUUACAAAAUACCGAAUAAAGAUUAUAAAGCCCUCUUA
Messenger RNA from Stegostoma tigrinum, 8799 nucleotides. RefSeq names its product collagen alpha-1(XVIII) chain-like. NCBI's taxonomy places the organism in Eukaryota, Metazoa, Chordata, Chondrichthyes, Orectolobiformes, Stegostomatidae. Gene Ontology annotation, cellular component: basement membrane. The record is from RefSeq and is a predicted model, not a curated record. The transcript is spliced from 42 exons. Gene Ontology annotation, molecular function: protein binding. Bases 121 to 4908 code for a protein of 1595 amino acids.